Paramuricea clavata is the source of this 334-nucleotide messenger RNA. Lineage: Eukaryota; Metazoa; Cnidaria; Anthozoa; Malacalcyonacea; Plexauridae. The record is from the annotation of a GenBank genome assembly.
GGAUCGAUAUUGGGUCCCAUGCUUUUCAACCUUUACGUUAACGAUCUUCAAAAUGAUUUUACCUGCAGGUGCUUCCAAUACGCCGAUGAUACAACAGUUUACCGUAGUUGUACCCCUAAAAACCUCAGUCAAUAUGUACAAGAAAUGAAUGACAACAUGCAAACUCUCGAAACUUGGGCCACAGAAUCCAAUCUCUUGUUGAAUGAAAAUAAGACUAAGCAGAUGCUCAUAAGCACUCGACAGAUGUCAAGAACUCAUAAUCUCGGAGACAUCACGCCACCUCUUACCAUAAAGAAUCAAUCCCUUGAGAGAGUUGAAAAUUUUAAAUUACUUG